GAAGAAGCGAAAUCGGUAUUCAAGGGAAGUUACGAAAAGAUGCUUGUUAACACGAUUUGGAGAACAAAGGGGGCAUCUAAGAGUUAUGUCCAUGAAACAUGCAGCCGUUGUGCAAUUCUUCCAAGUAGCGUUAUCAACGAGCCCCAAGCUGCAUCCAGAGUAUACGUUCAAGUGGAGCUGAGGCUGAUCUGUUCGAACACUAUCGGAGUGGCUCUUUCAUGUCAAGGAUGUGAUGCUAUCAAUGAACAGCUCAUGAAGAGGAGCAAUUCCUGGACUGAAAGCCAUGCGUCUGGUUCUGAUCCUCGGAUAACGGAUCGUCUCUCUCGGCCUGUCAUAGCAAAGAUUGUUGCUCACAAAUGAGGCUUCGACCACAAGCUUGCCAGUGGAGUCCCUUCUCAAACAUCAAUCCUAUAGAACUUCACACAUGCAUCAUCUGUGAUUCUCUUCAUGUGCUCAGUCCCCACUGUUGAUUGUUACACUUCAUGUGCCCCAGAUGAGAUGUGGUGAGCUUGCCAGAUAUGUCUUCAUGGGCUUGAGGCAAGAUGGUGGCAGAGUGAGUCAUUUUAUAUCUCAUUUCUUGUUUCAGAAACAACGAUGGCUUCGAAUUCCAAGAGAAGGUUUUUAACAAGCUCUGAUGCAGUUCUACUUAUUCUUGUAAGUACUAACCGUUAAUUUUAAGAGGCAGCUUCUGUGCUGAGGUGGGUUCAGGCAAGAUAUGCGGCUCUGUGACAACAACGUUUGCAUGAAAACAGGCAAAAAAUCAUAGCCAUGUUUUAACAGAUCCUAGCGAGAUUUGAAGUCUUGUAAUUGAACCUGGAAAUCUGUUGUUCUGGCCGCUUUACCACGUGGUCAGCUAAAAGAAAUAGAUAUAAAUA
This is a messenger RNA of Physcomitrium patens, 875 nucleotides long. The record is from RefSeq and is a predicted model, not a curated record. Lineage: Eukaryota; Viridiplantae; Streptophyta; Bryopsida; Funariales; Funariaceae.